Molecule: messenger RNA, 949 nt
Organism: Nothoprocta perdicaria
Lineage: Eukaryota; Metazoa; Chordata; Aves; Tinamiformes; Tinamidae
Gene: GSTZ1
Product: glutathione S-transferase zeta 1
Exons: 9
Coding region: 47-694 (215 amino acids)
Biological process (GO): L-phenylalanine catabolic process; glutathione metabolic process
Cellular component (GO): cytoplasm; mitochondrion
Molecular function (GO): glutathione transferase activity; maleylacetoacetate isomerase activity
Source: RefSeq, a predicted model, not a curated record
AGGACACGGUGGUUCUAGUCUCAGCAGGGGAUUGCACACAUAGACCAUGGCGUCUGAAAAGCCGAUACUUUACAGCUAUUUUCGAAGUUCCUGCUCUUGGAGAGUGAGAAUUGCACUGGCUCUCAAAGGAAUUGCCUAUAACCAGGUGCCAGUGAACCUGCUGAAGGAUGGGGGGCAGCAGCAUUCUGCUGAAUACAAGACUCUGAAUCCAAUGCAGCAAGUUCCAACCUUGAAAAUUGAUGGCAUCACCAUUUCUCAGUCGCUAGCUAUAAUUCAUUACCUAGAAGAAACCCAGCCUAACCCCAGGCUCCUGCCCCAAGAUCUAAAGAAAAGAGCCCAAGUCAGAAUGAUCUCGGAUCACAUCGUCUCCGGCAUUCAGCCACUUCAGAACCUGAGUGUCCUGGAACGAGUCGGGGAGAAAAAAAUGGAAUGGGCUCAGCACUGCAUCAAGUCUGGCUUCCAAGCGCUGGAGCAGAUUCUGCAGCACACUGCUGGGCGCUACUGUGUGGGCAAUGAGGUGUCCAUGGCUGACUUGUGCUUGGUGCCUCAAGUUUUCAAUGCUGAAAGAUACAAAGUGGACCUGGCUCCAUAUCCCACAAUCAUGAGAAUCAACAAAGCUCUGCUAGAGCUGGAGGCAUUCAAAGUCAGCCACCCAGCCCGGCAGCCAGACACCCCUGCAGAACUGCGAGCUUAAAGCUCUUUUACCCACUAAAUCAAGAGCACUGGGACAGCAAUGAGGACACGAGCUAAAGGCUGAACAGGAUUUAGGUGCCAGCAGGAAAUAUUCAUGUAUCAUUAUCAUGUGGGGAGAGGAAGGAGUGAGGGAGAGCCCUAUUGUUCCAGAAGGAACCUGAAUGAUUCAAAAAAGUGAUCACUGUGCUGGUAAGAUUGCAGCUACUUCAGACUGUAUUUCUAUAAGUAUUUCUAUUUCAUAUCCCUCCAUGAAACA